ACGUACCUCUACUCAGCCUUGGAAUAGGUAGCUUACCUCCAGAACACCUCCAUUCGAUCAAGUUUGUUCCAUAUCCCACACCCAACUUAUGCCCUCUGGCCCAUGGCAUCCACUUCUUCACUCUCCACCCCCCAGAAGCAUCUCACAUAGCUUCCUACAUCCACAACCGCAGUAUAAUCAUCACUCAAUUCAUAAUUACUUCUCCUCAAUCUCCAAAAUGGCAGCUGGUGUUAGCCACGAAUCUCUCAACCCUCUUAACCCCGUCAUUCUCCCCAAACUCGACCCCAAAUUCGUCGAAAUCUAUAACAAGAAUGUCGCCAAUACGCCGAACAAGCCCAUAGACCUCAACGUGCUCCGCAAAGUGUACUCGCGAAUGUACGGCUAUGGCACAGCAGCUGGCCCAGAAUGCGCCAAAGAGUACGAACUCGAGGUGCCCGGGUGGAGCAAAUAUCCCGGGAACAUCACGAUUCGGCUUUAUGAGCCGUAUGGUGAAGAACCCGAGGCUGGGUGGCCUGUACACUUUGAUUUUCACGGCGGCGGCUGGGGUCUAGGAGAUCUAGAAACCGAAUCGCAUAUUUGUCGUCACAUCUGCGUCAAGGCCGGCGUUAUAGUAGUGGAUGUAGACUACCGUCUCGUACCAGAAUACCCAUUCCCGAUCGGCGUCCGCGACUGCGAAGAGGUGUUCAGACACGUACUUUCCAAGGCUGCAGAAUUCAAGAUAAACCCGUCUAUCAUAACCUUUGGCGGUGUCUCUGCAGGUGCCUGUAUAGCCCUAAUCGUGAACCAUCUUGCACGAGACGCCGGAAUACCCAUCAAGGGCGUCAUUGUGGGCACGCCUACAAUUGCAGAUAUUUCGACAUGUGCCACAGCAUCGGACUCGCCGUACUCGUCCAUCAAAGAAAUGGAAUUUGCCCCGUUGUUGAAUUGGGCGCGGCUGAAGUGGUUUGACACGCUGAAGUGGGACUCGCUUGAAAAAGUAGACACCGUGAAGCGAGCGGAGCAGGAAAGGGACGUGAGCUGGUUCCGGGACAUCAUGCAAGCACCCAAUUGCGAAGGCCUAGCUGAUAUUACGGUGAUCAUGACGGCGGAGUGCGAUCCCCUGCGUGAUGAGGGAGAGGCGUAUGGGAAGUUGAUUGAGGCGAAGGGAAAUAAGGUUGUGGUGAAGAGGUUUAAGGGCGUGCCGCAUCCGUUUCAGCAUAUGGAUGUGGCAUUAGAUCAGGCGAGGGAGUUUAUCCAAGAUACGGUGGAUUAUGUGAAGGAGUGUCAGUAGAAUAGAUAAGACAGCGGGAUAUCUGAUAUUUUGAACUUCGAUUUGCUGCAGUGUGCACACCGGUCUAACGUUGUAUGGCCGCGCUAACCUUUUGCAAACACCAAGUAAAGGAUUCCAGGGCGUGAACCAGAAGCUAGUCCAGACAUCCUCUUACGCUCAUAAAUCGUCGAGUAAGCCAUCCAAAU
Molecule: messenger RNA, 1455 nt
Organism: Mytilinidion resinicola
Lineage: Eukaryota; Fungi; Ascomycota; Dothideomycetes; Mytilinidiales; Mytilinidiaceae
Product: triacylglycerol lipase
Exons: 2
Coding region: 89-1270 (393 amino acids)
Molecular function (GO): hydrolase activity
Source: RefSeq, a predicted model, not a curated record